CAUAAAAACCAUUAAGUAAGGCCCAGUUUCUUUUUAUUCAGUCUUUAGACAUUCUUUAAGCAAAGAAGCCCGGGCAUGACGCUAAACUGCGUCCACAGACCGAGUGACCACCAGUAUAAGUGGUCCCCGUCUACCAAGUGCCAACAGCCUUUUCGGAGAGUGGAUGAGUGGGUGGAGGUUCAGGACACCCUCAUGCCCCUAAAGGCGGAUGAACCCGGAUGGGUCAACGGCAUAGGAUUUGGAAGGCAAGGGGAAUCCACCGCAUCAAAGAUCCUCAGGAUCAGCCCAAGCUGCUGCCAAUCAAUCCUAGGAUUGAUUACAAAAGAAGAAAAAAAAGCAAAGAAGAGAAGUAUUACAUUCAUGGCACAUUCUGAUCAGAAUUCCUCAAACCAAAGAACACACGAACUACUCCUGCUGGUGACAGAGUACAUAAACCCAUAGGCCUUGGCAGUAUAAAAUAUGAAUAAAGGGAGUACAACAAAAAGAAAGCAAACAGGUCAGUAAACAAGAAAGAGUUGUAAAAUAAAUUUUGUAGAUGACUCAUAUAAAUGGUACAAGAGAGGGCAAAUGAAAGAAUACUUGAUGCGAGUCAGCUUCAUAGCCCUCCAUCAGAACAUGGACAAACCCAAUCCACAGAAACAGAAUUACUUCAAUGACAAAAGGAGUUUCUAAACAAUUAUUUCAUUUUCAACCAAAGUAAACUUGAAACGAUUAUUUUGCUACAUAAUCAUAUUUGUUUGACUCAUAUUCCUUUGAUUUCAUUAUUUCACCUCUCUCCUAGCUCCAAAC
Messenger RNA from Zootermopsis nevadensis, 789 nucleotides. The record is from RefSeq and is a predicted model, not a curated record. Lineage: Eukaryota; Metazoa; Arthropoda; Insecta; Blattodea; Termopsidae.